AGACCCCGGUCUGUUUACUUGUCAACCAAGAUGGCGCCGAAAACAAAGUUCGGGCCGCUUUAAACAAAGCUAGAAAAAAUGAGCCUUGGGGAGGCGGGGAAUCUUAAACAGCAGUUUCAACUAAUACAAGAACAACAACAGAAACGUUUGCUAGCUAGAAAGCAAAAACAAGCCAAGAAUUCAGAGAAAACAACAAAGGAAAACUCAGAAAAUGGCUCCAAUUCUGAAAACUUGUGGGCUGAAGACGAUCUCGGCUUGAAGUUGGAUGUAAAGAUUGAAAAUGAAACACUUUGUUCGAACUCUGAGCUGCAAGAACUUAAAGAUGCUGUGAGGGUUCUCAAGGAUGAAAAUGGCAGGCUGUAUAAGCUUCUUGGGGAACGAGAUGAGGAAAUGAGAAUAACCCGGAAGCAGCGGGAUAAUGAACGCAAGGCGCUUGCAGGAACAGGGCUGGCUGCUGACACUGCAGCUGGGAAAAUAGUAGAGUUGUCAAAAAAGAACCGAGAGAUGACAGCAGAUCUCCAGAGUGAAAAAAACAAAGUCAGGCAACUUACAAGGAGGAUACAGCAACUAGAGAGACAGGAAUCUGCCCAAGCCCCAGCUGAGAAUAAACCUGACCAAAGAUCAAAGCCUAGGAGUCCAACAGAAAACCAGCAGGAUUCUGAAGCGGUUGCAGGCUUACAGGAGAAGCUUAAUCAUGCCAACCAGAAGAUGGCUGAAUACAGAAACCAGUGUGAAACACUCAAGAAAGAGCUGAAAGUUGCAACGAAGGUUUUGAGCAAAGAGGUGGGUGAAAACGUAAACAUGUCAUCUCUCCUGAACGAGCCCAGUGGUUGGAGAGGCAGACAGCAGCAAAUCAUAACAUUGCAGCAUAAGGUAGCAGAUCUAAAAGGCCAGUUACAGCAAGUGGUCAGGGGGGGUUCUGUCUCCUCCAUUGCCACGCCCUUAUCUGGCAGCCAGUAUGACGAGAAGCACAAGGUGAUGUUGAAGAAAAUCGAAAAGGAUCGCAAAGAUUCGCAAGAGAAAACUCAAGGUGAGCUGGAGCGCGUGAGCGAGAUGUACAGCCGGGCCCAGCAGAAGCACGAGGCGGCCAAGGCGCGCAACACCGUGCUGUCUAACGAGCUGAAGAGCGUCAAGGCGCAGCUCAAGACUCUGCUCGAGAAAGGCGCACACGACGACGAGCUGAUUGCUGCACUCAUGCGUGAGAAAGACCUACUGAAGGAGAGCAAGCAGCAGGUGAGCAGGCCUGUCCCGCCACAGGUCAUGGUGUCCCAAGCAGACAGCGCAAUGAUCGCCCAUCUGCGCCAGGUCUGCCAGGAACGCGACGAGAAGGCCAAGGGACUGGAGCAAGAACUCCGCACUGUCCGAGAGGAACUAGAACGCUCACAAGCAGCUGCGCACCAAGCACAGCAACGGCCACAGACAGCCACUAUAGCUUGCAGCACCGGCGACCUGCCUAGCCAAUCAACAAACGACUCCACCAACCAAUCAGCUGACGCUAUGGUUUCACGUGAUGUGAUGAGUGACGGGGAAUGCGUGUCACGUGGCUACGUCGGUAGUCCCGCACGUAGGAAUGUGGUGUCGCGCGUAUCAGGUCCCCCCGCGCGAGGGGCAUUACCCCCUACGCCUCCUAGCGGCGGACGGCACAGUAGAUGUCGGAGGAAUAGCGCAGGCAGUAGUGACGAGGUUCACACGUUGAGGUGCCAAGCACAGGAGUACAAAUCUUUAUGCCAAGCAGCCGAGGUUGAGCGCGACCGGCUAAUGCAACUUGUUGCCUUACUUCAAAAAAGGAUAGACGAGGAAGCGUCGAAGUCAUUGGAAGCAACGAGUAAGUGGCAGGAACAGCGCAGAUCAAACGCUCUCCUUGAGAAGCAGCUAGCACGAGUCCAGUCAUCCCACGCGUCCAAGCAGCAAAACGCAAACAAAGCCAAACCUCGAGGCACGGGACGCGCCGACCAGGACAUGGAGAGCAUUGACGAGCUGCAAGCGAGGCUGGAGAUUCAAACGGACGAGAACGACGCCCUGAAGGAGGCGCUUCAGUCAACUUUGCGCUCCAAAGAGGAAGAUAUGAAAUACUACCAGGAUAUGAUGGAGCAGACCAAGAAAAUAUUCCUUCAGGGACUACGACAGUUCCGCCAAGGGUCUGCACCCAGCUGACACGUGACAGCGACACAGGCUAACACGUGACAGGGACCUCGACACCAUGCUAACAUGUGACAGGGACGUCGACAGACCAACACGUGACAGGGACUUCGACAUCAGGCUAACACGUGACAGGGAUCUCGACACCAUGUUAACACGUGACAGGGAACUUGACGCCAAGAACACGUGAGAGGGACCUCGACACCAUGCUAACACGUGACAGGGAACUUGACGCCAAGAACACGUGAGAGGGACCUCGGCAGCAUUCUUAAUCGUGAGCGGGACCUCGACACUACUGGGCAGGCAGUGGUUUAGACAAUUUCUAUUCUGUACAAACGAACUCCUAAAUUGUUAUAUCCAUGUUUUAUACUUUAAAAGUAUAUGGUAUAAAUUAUUUAAAAGUUAACUAGUGUUUUAUGACUUGGUUUUAUCGAGUCACUACCAGAUUCGCGGCAAGAAUCCCUGGGGCCAGUUGCACAAAGCUUGGAUAAGUUAUCCGCUGGAUAUGCGCUAUCCACCAGAUAAAACCCCUAUCCAGUGGGGAUAGUGGUACUUUUGUCUGAUAAAAAGCUAGAUUAGAAGGCUGAAUAACUAUUCGCUGGAUAGCCAUCAUUUACCUCUAAAUGGCUUCCCGUAACCUUGAUAAAUGUGGAAAUUGCGCGCUGUAUUCCUUCAAACAAAAUAGUAGCCGCCGUUGCAAGAGCACAAUGAAUGCCAGAAUCAGAAAACAAACAGUUUAUCGGGGUACAGUACACAUUUUAAAAAUAUUUAAAAAUACUCUAAGGGUUGGGGGGGGGGAUUUCAGAAUUGCUUUUAUUUGGGUCGUUGUCUUCCCCUCAUGCACUGAUAUCUUUAAACUCUCAUCUCCCAGCAGAACACGGUGCAUUCCGUGGUCAAUUUGAGCUUUGCUGAGUCUAAAUUUAUUCGGUGGAUAAAAUUUUAUAUCCGACCUCUUUAAACCGGAUAAUUUUAGCCGCUGGACAACGGUCUUUGUGCAACCAAAUCACUCUAUUUGAAUAAGCUAUAUCCGGUGGAUAAGACUUAUUUACUUAUCCAAGGUUUGUGCAACCAAAUCACUCCACUUGAAUAAGUUAUAUCAGGAGGAUAAGACCUAUCCACUUAUCCAAGCUUUGUGCAACCGCCCCCAUCUUUUCUGUGUUUAUUUGGUCGAGCGUAGCAGAGCUUAUUUGUUUUUUAGCUGUAAUACAAUGUAAAAAGUUCUAAUUAUUGAGCUUGGCUUCAUGUUCACACAUCUGUUACAUGGCUCUGAUUGGCUGAGUGUUUCUCACGUGACUUGCAUCUCCACCUGCCAGGAUGUACUGCGCAAGGAAAAAAAACAUGCUAAUGAGCA
This is a messenger RNA of Nematostella vectensis (starlet sea anemone), 3490 nucleotides long. RefSeq names its product coiled-coil domain-containing protein 13. Gene Ontology annotation, cellular component: centriolar satellite. The coding region runs from base 79 to 2154 and encodes 691 amino acids. NCBI's taxonomy places the organism in Eukaryota, Metazoa, Cnidaria, Anthozoa, Actiniaria, Edwardsiidae. The transcript has 13 exons. The record is from RefSeq and is a predicted model, not a curated record. Gene Ontology annotation, biological process: non-motile cilium assembly; cytoplasmic microtubule organization.